Molecule: messenger RNA, 1677 nt
Organism: Exophiala xenobiotica
Lineage: Eukaryota; Fungi; Ascomycota; Eurotiomycetes; Chaetothyriales; Herpotrichiellaceae
Exons: 1
Coding region: 1-1677 (558 amino acids)
Source: RefSeq, a predicted model, not a curated record
AUGACUUCAAUUUUGCGUCUGGGAAGUAAGGACCGUUCUCCUUUUCUAUUCAAACGACACGGAUCUGCCAACACAGGGGAAAGUACAUCCGAUCUCCUAGCUCACCGAUUACCCGACAUAUCACGGGUUGAUACGCGGUCGUUACUAGGUCUUUUUGAUGAGUUUGGCAAGUUCGAGCAUCUCGACGCUUUACCUAGACUCCAACCAGGUCAACAGGUGUCGAUAGCUCCCAACCCCGAGAUUCGCGUACCGACCGUGGGUGCAAAUCGACCCACAGACGAAGCAAAGCCUUUAAGACAUCAGCCCCAGCAGCAUAAGGUCGAUCUUAUCAGAAAUGAAUCAACAUCCUCAUCAUGUUAUUCUCACCCAAGUCAAAGGGAGAGCGACUACUCGCCUCUGGUUACCAGGCAGUCGUCAAGCUCGAGCUAUGCACAGGAGUCACCUUUCGGCUCAUCAGCAACACCGCCACCAGAGGUAAAACCGUCGAAGACCCCAAGCCAAUCUUCUAGAUCGCGUUCGAUAUACUUGAUAGAUGGCUGCUCACAAACGCAAAGAUUCAACUCGAAUACGACUUCUUCAUCGGUAGCCAUUGUGUCGCAGCCACCGAAUCUGGAUAAACCGCUCCCUCCAGGCCCGUCCGCAUCCCAAAAGGCAUCCUUAUCGGUACCUGAUCUGUUACUGCGGCAACUCCCUGCAGAGCUACCAUCUAAUGAACCGCCGGGUCGCCUGAACAGGAUGCAACGGCUAUCAUCAGGAACAAGAAGCGCCUCUGCUAGGCGAGCGUCUGAUGGGCAAACCGUGUCCGAGCUCCCAUCCUGGAGGUCCAGAUCUGUGCAAGAAGCUCGCCCAGGGAACUUGAAGGUUCGGAGGACCGAUCCCCCGCUUUCUGAGGCAUAUGGCCAGCAACAUGCUGCUUCCGAAGUCGAAAAGCACCGCCGCCAUACCGCCGACAUCCUGACAUCGAUAGGCCAAGUGCAGCCUAAGUCGAGGCCAAACAAACAGCGCCGAAAUAAAUUGUUCAAGCCAAUCACAGCUUCCACAGCCGAACAAGUAAUUUACAAAAUCAUGUGUAACCUUCACAGCGUGGAAGAUCUCCAGUCAACUGCAAUGGUCAGCAAGGGUUUCUACCGUACUUUUCACCGCAAUGAGUCCAACCUAGUGAGCCACCUUAUUUUCAAGACAUCACGGCCGGCAUGGGAGUUUCGCCGGAGUGUUCUCGCUCUGAAAGGGUCCAACGAUUUUGUUCUAAAGGCGUUCCGUCGGGAUUCUAAGAACUUGAGCGCUCUCAAAGCUUUCAUCUUGGCUCAUUGCAGCUCAACUUGCAAACCGAGCCUGCUUGUUGGACUACUUGGUCAGAAUGAAGACCGCGUUAAGCAGAUCGACAAUGCUCUAUGGCGGAUCUGGUCAUACUGCACCCUCUUCGGAAACGCCGUUGGCCCGGCGAGUACUUCCCAGGCAGAGAUUGACUGGCUGAAUGGGAGCAGAGCAGCGAACAAGAAUAUGGGCGCAGGGUUUGCCAUUGGCAAUGGGAAGGGCCUUACUACCACGGAACUCGAGGAUAUGAACGGACUUUGGCAAUGCUUGCAAACCCUUCUUUCGGGUUUCCAAGGACGUGAGUCAGAGGCCAAACACGCCCGGCGUGUUCGACAAUUGGCAUCUUCGGGAAACCACGACUGA